AUGGCCAAGAAGUGCUCGCACCCCGCAACCUCACGUUGCUACGUCCUGGUGGUCCUCCCAGGUAUUUUCUUGGAUUGGAAAAGAGAGAUUUCUCACCGAUCUCCUCGCACUUUCUGUGACUUGGUUGCCAUCAGCUACGAUCUGGUGAUCAUGGGUCGAAUCGGCGACAUCAUUGGUCCAUCAUUGCCAGGGCAGGAGAGAACCAUCCCAGUUCCAAAGAUCGAUGAUCCAAUGCCAUUUCCACACGUUGUGAGAUUUGUGGCUUUGCGUUGCUUUGAACCUGCACGGUUCUUUGCCAUGGCUGGACAGAGCUGCAGCCUCCCAGAAGCAUCGGGUCCAAAUCGCUCCGCUUCGGAAGAGGCCAAUCCUCCGUGGAUUCAACGGCGCACCCAGGAAUACAUCGAUGCUGCAGUGGCAUUGGUGAACGCCGCAAACGGCAACGCAAACGGCAGGGCAAUGGAUGUGAUUCCCAAAGCCUUGCGAGUUGCAGGUCUUGCGAGUCAACUUCCUGGAGAGAGGGCUGAGGAAGCCAACAGAAGGGAGCGGCCCUGGCCUUCGGACUUGAUGAAGUUCGCCAUGGGCGCUGAGAUGUUUGGAACUGAGCUGAGCCAGGGAGUUCAUCACCUCAUUUUGGGGCCUAAUCUCAGAUACCCACCUAGGGCCCCUCAGGGCCCUGCAGUCUGCAGGUGUCUUGGGCACGCUGAUGGCAGCACUUCAGAAACGUCGUCUCUUGCGGACGGCUGCCAGUGUUCGAACUCACGGGUGAGUGCGGCCAUGGAGGCUUUUCUGGACCAUAUGGGGAUGAGGAAGAACAGGAGAUGCAAACAAAGAGCUUUGCUGACGUGGAGAACCCCGGAAGGAAGCGAAGAGCAGAGCGGUUCAGAGGAUUCAGAGAUGAAGGGGAAGAUUGAAGCCUUGGCGAAACAGACCAGGCGAUGGUCGUAG
Messenger RNA from Cladocopium goreaui, 945 nucleotides. The record is from the annotation of a GenBank genome assembly. NCBI's taxonomy places the organism in Eukaryota, Dinophyceae, Suessiales, Symbiodiniaceae.